Ceratitis capitata (Mediterranean fruit fly) is the source of this 6289-nucleotide messenger RNA. It is a transcript of the gene pdm3, whose product is annotated as hormone receptor 4. Gene Ontology annotation, biological process: regulation of transcription by RNA polymerase II. The transcript has 12 exons. NCBI's taxonomy places the organism in Eukaryota, Metazoa, Arthropoda, Insecta, Diptera, Tephritidae. Gene Ontology annotation, molecular function: DNA-binding transcription factor activity, RNA polymerase II-specific; RNA polymerase II cis-regulatory region sequence-specific DNA binding. The record is from RefSeq and is a predicted model, not a curated record. Bases 765 to 5771 code for a protein of 1668 amino acids.
ACAAUUAAAAUAAAAUUAAUAAACAAAAGGAAAAUUCAACGAAAGCAAUAAAAUAUUGAGAAGCAUUAAAAACAGCCACAAACGCAGAAAAGAUCCACGAAAUAAGGCAACCAAUGAAUGACAAAAUUAUUUGAAAAUGAGUCAACAAUUAAGAAUCAAUUAAUUAAAAAAUUAAUAGAAAGUUGAGGGAAGCUCCAAAACCAUAGAAUUGAAAAAAAAAUUUAGAAAUUAUAAAUAAAUAAAUAUAAAAGAAUAGAACUAAAAAUUUCAAAUCAUAUAAACAAUUAAUUAAAAAACUUUGAAAUAGCAAAAACUUCAUAUAAAUUAAUUGAACAAUAUUUCCAAAAACAGUAAGAAUUUUCGCUUAGAAAUGUUAUUGAAGCAGAAUUUUGUUUAUAUUAAAUUACAAAAUUAAAAAUGCUAGAAAUAAUUAAACAAUUAUUAAAAAGUUAAAACCAAUGAUGAGACGUCUAAAUUUAUAAAAAUUAAAAUAAUAACAACUAUUAUUUAAUUCAAGGAAAACUUUUUAAAAUCAUUUCAUCAUCUAAAAGAUUUUUUCCUAUAAACAGCAUAGAAAAUUGAUUCUCGCCUAAUUAUAUGAAAACAAGUUUACUCAACUGGAUGUUUGGAAAAUGAGACAUACACUGCAUUGAAAAGUUAACCGCCUUGCAGUUCAUUUUUAUAAAAAUAAUUGUUUGAAAGUCAAACGUCCGUGUUCGCAAAAGCUGGCCGAAAUUCAAGCUUCUCCAAAAUGCCACACUGAUAUGGCUGAGGGCUGCGAGGAAACCGAUAGCCAGUCAAGCAACCGCAAAGCCGAUAACGCGCCGACCAUGCUCGGCACUGUCCUGCCAUGCGAAGCCGCCAUUACCGCCGCCUCACUGGGUACCAGCACCAACUCGAAUGCCGGUGGUGGCAUCGUCAUUAAACGCGAACCAACCACCAACUCUAGCGCUUUCGGAGAUGCCAGCGUACAUCAUUUGAGCGGCAGCAUAUCGGCUACCGUCAGUUUGACCACAGCUGGUGUGGGCUCAUCUCCCAGUCCAGGCGGCACACCGCCGCCAACCAUAACUGCAACAACCGCACAAUACUCACCGAACGGCUGUCGACCGACAACACCUGCGCUACACCAACAACAUCACCAGCAACAACGCAUAACGCCAACACCCAACACUGGUAUACGUGUGGGUGGCGCAUUGACCGCAGUCACUGCGGUGGUUGGUUCCUCCUCAUCAUCAUCGUCAUCAUCCUCAUCUUCCAAUUCAUCAAUGACUUCAUCGACUUCGUCCUCCUCCUCGACUGCCUCGUCGUCGACGACAGCAGCAGUGGCACCCAAUUCGAACGCCAAUAAAUCGCCUUGCAGCAUAGCUGGCUCGCCGUACUCCACAUCAGCGGUGGCGUCUUCAGUACGCGGCGGCAUAUCGCCAACAUCGCCGGCACUAUCAGCAGCAGCGCCGGGAACACCAAGCGGUGGUUUGGAAGUCAGUAAUGGCAGUUGUGGCUCUGCGGCAGCAAAUAUAAAUGGCGCUACCGUGGGUAGCGUAUUGAGCGUGGCGCCAACUGCUGGAGUUACGGGUGAUACGACAGAUUUGUUAAUGAGGAAUCCUGCAUCACCUAGUGUGGUAUUGCAACAGCAGCGCUCUCCCUCGCCAACGGCUGAGCAGUCAACAAUGUUGCCACAUGUGGCACUCAACAUCAAAACUGAAUCGGACUACGAAAAAGAGAUCAUAAGCCAUAAAAUCAACUCACCGAUUAGUAAUAAUAAUAGUCUACAUGAACUGCACAAUCAGAACUCCUACGAUAAAGACCAUCAUGCCAAGGAGCUGGAAUUCUAUCAAAGUUUAGCUAAGGCCGCCUCUUUGGCCAAUCAUAAUGAAGUCAAUUCACAUCACUCCCACGAUUCACAUGAAUUGUCGCCCUCCACCUCGCCACAACCGAUGCAAAUCGAUACGGAUGUGGGUGAGGAUCAGGAUGAGGCGAGAGAUCACCUCAAUCGUUUGUCCGAUGUGGAGGAUCAUGACCAACAACAACAACAUGCGAAGGCGUCCGCCUCAGCUUUGGCGGUAGCCGCAGCAGCAGCACAAGCGCAUCUAAAUGGAACUAUGCAAGACAUGAUAAAUUUACAAAAAUUACAAAAUUUAGCCACGCUUCAGCAGCAGCAUCAGCAACAACAGCAGCAGCAAUUGCAACAUGCCACUGGCGGCAAUGGACUACACCAACAUCACCACCACCAUCAGCAUCCUCAACUGCACACACCACCUGGCGGGCCCACCACACCGGUCAGCGUCAGCCAGAGUGUCACACCAGCGACGGCCGCAGCACUGGCAAGUCUUCAGGGAUUAGCAGCAGGUAUCAGUGCUUCGGCAGCCGCCGCAGCAGCACUCAAUUCACCGCUCAAUUUGACGGUUAGCUCCGGUGCGAUUGGUGGUGGUGGGCUUAGUGCUUGUCUGCCACCAAUUGGAGCCACAGGUUCACACAGUGCACCCUGUUCACCCACCUCGGCGCUCUCUGCCUCUAAUGUUCUGGCCGCAGCCGCAGCCGCCGCCGCAGCAUCGAACAAUAAUAAUAAUAAUAAAGUCAUGUCACAUGCCGGUAGCUCAUGUGGGAGUGGGCAGGAUGCAGGAGUGAGUGGCGGUGGAGGCGGCACAUCACCCAACUCGAGCUCUAUGCAGGCGCAGACAAUGGCACAGAAUACGUUGGCUAAUGUGUUGAACUCGGCAGCGGCAGCCGCAGCAGCCGCGGCGGCAGCUGGUGCAGCAGCAACGGCUUCACCUCCGCCCGCCAUGCCGACACCAGCAACUGGCGGACAAAUGCCGCAAUUGAUACUCGCAUCGGGACAACUAGUACAGGGCGUUCAAGGAGCACAGUUGCUCAUACCGACGGCGCAAGGUAUCGCCGUGCAGACUAUCCUCACCAUCCCUGUUAGCCCGCAAAUAAACACCAAUGAGCAAUUUCUUCCGAACUUUGGGGCCUUUGCUUCAUUCCAACAACAGCAGCAGCAGCAGCAGCAGCAACAACAGCAACAAGCGCUUUUGCCACCCUCUCUGCCGCCGACACUCGCAGCCCUACAACAUGCCUCAACAUUGCCACAACUCGCCCAAACACAAACGAAUUUACUAAAGCCUAAUCUUUUCUCGAGCAGCGUACAACAGCUUCUGGCUGCCCUUCAUCCGGAAUUGUUUGCUGCGGCUGCCGCUAAUCAGCACCUACAUGCCUCGACGCAAGCGAGCCACCAUGCUUUGCACCAUGCGCAGCAACAACGCGGGGACCAACCGCCGGGCGCUCCACCAUCACAUCUCACCCACCUGCCACCACCACAUCACCAUCUGGGCGCACAUACGCAUGCAUUGACUGGUGAUUUGCAUUUGGCGGCAGCGGCAGCUGCAGCCGCGGCACGUGGUGGUGAAAGUGGAGUUCAUUCACCGUCUGGCUCGCCAUCUCCGCACCGUAGUAUUAGCGGCGGCGGCUCGGAGCGAGGAAGUAAUAAUAGCUCGUCGUCUGGUACAAAAGCAGCCGCAGCAGCAGCGGCCGCAGCUGCAGCAGCCGCCUUCCAUCUGCAACAGCAACUGCACAUUAAACAAGAAGCUUCGCCGCGUCAUCAUCAUCAUCAUCAUCAUGGUUUGCAUGGUCACCACAGCGGCACACACCACCACCCGUUACGCCACCCAGCAGAAGAGCUCGCCUCACCAAAUAGGGAAAUCGGCAAGUCAGCCAGCACAAACUCUAUGGCCGCUUCAAUGCAUUUGCCACCGGAUGUAAGCGCCUCACCACCUCCAGGACUGAGUUCGCACCACCAUCAUUUCCAUCACCGCAGCAGUGGGCUAAGCAGCGGUCACACACAAAAUUCGUCACCCUCACCCCGACCAAAUUCUUCGUCCACCUCAACAUGUACUAUGACGCUGCGGGACCGUGAUAGAGAUAGGGAUAGGGAGCGUGAGAGAGAACGGGAAAGGGACCGCGGCGAGAGAGAACUGGAACGAGAGCGAGACAGAGAGCGGGAACGUGAACGUCCCGAACGCACGGAAGCACACCUUAAACGCAGUCCAACACGCAACACUGGAUCACUAAACAAUGGUCCGAGUGCUGGCAUCAAUCUCAGCCAACAUGCCAUCAAACGAGAACGUGGGCAUUUGAGACGUUCAUCUUCCCCCGUACUCAGCUCUACCGCCAACUCCACACAACUAUCAGGUACGGGUCACAACUCUUCCUCCGUUGGCAGUACGAAUACCAACUCAAGCACAGGCAAUGGCGUUACAGUUUCAGCUUCAGUAACAUCCGCCUCAACAUCCGCAAUGGGCAAUCAGCAUCACCAACAUGGGCAUCACUCCCACCACCCGCACCAAAGUCAUCAUCAAUCGCAACAUCACAGUCUGACACACCACCAUCCGCAUUCGAUGUCGUCGGGCAUCACAACAAGUUCGGCUUCCGCGUCAACGGCCGGCGGCGUGUUGUCAUCUUCAACGUCAACGACAUCCAACGAAAGAGGCUAUUCAUCUCCUUUGCGCAGCUCGGCUGGUCAAUUGUUCCGUACCCACUCACCCUCGCCCUCAUCAUCGUCAGCGGCGGCGGUGGCGGCUAUCACACAUCUGCAUCAUCAUCAACAUCAACAACAACAGCAGCAACAGCAACACGGCCAACAUGCACACAAUAUGAGCUCACCGCAUGAGCGUGAUUUCCUCGGAAAUGGCGGUGGGUUAAGAACAUCUCCGCUGAGCAUGGGUGUAGGUGGCGGCGGAGUGGGCAUGGGUGGAGGACCAUCUUCAGCAGCCAACAUGUUGAACAGCAUUAAUAGACUUUCCGCCUCGGUUAACGGCGAAUUGACCAUAACAAAAUCACUGGGUCCACCAACUGCUACGGCGAUACGUGCAUCCUCUGCUUCGCCCACCUCGCCAGGCCUCAGCUCGACAACGCUUGGCAUAAACACUUCGUCCGCCUCCCAUUUGAUGCAUCACACGCACCAUAGCAUGCACGGGAUGAAACUAAGUCCAACGACCAGCUCUUCACUGCAACGCGAACGCGAACGCGAACGUGAGCGAGAUCGCGAAAGAGAGCGUGAGCGAGAGCGUGAUAGGGAACAUGAACGUGAUCGGGAACGCGGUGGCGGCGAUCAUCCCUCACAACUCUCCCCCAACGGUACGGAGGGCUCGAGUGGUGCUCACGAUUUGCUGAUGGAUUCACCGAAUGAGCCCACCAUCAAUCAGGCGACCACCAAUGUCGUCGAGGGCAUCGAUUUGGAUGAGAUUAAAGAAUUUGCCAAAGCAUUUAAAUUGCGUCGUCUGUCGUUGGGUCUCACGCAAACACAGGUCGGUCAGGCAUUGUCGGUGACCGAGGGACCAGCUUACAGUCAGAGCGCCAUCUGCAGUGCACUCGCCGCACAGAUGUACGCCGCCCAAUUGUCGUCGCAGCAACAGAACAUGUUUGAAAAAUUGGAUAUAACGCCGAAAAGUGCACAGAAAAUAAAGCCAGUCUUAGAACGUUGGAUGAAGGAGGCCGAAGAGAGUCACUGGAAUCGUUACAAGUCCGGUCAGAAUCAUUUAACCGAUUACAUAGGUGUGGAGCCGUCGAAGAAACGCAAACGUCGCACUUCAUUUACGCCGCAAGCUUUGGAGCUUCUAAAUGCGCAUUUCGAGCGCAAUACGCAUCCAUCGGGCACCGAAAUCACCGGUUUGGCUCAUCAAUUGGGCUAUGAACGGGAGGUGAUACGCAUUUGGUUCUGUAAUAAGCGACAAGCGCUGAAGAAUACGGUGCGCAUGAUGUCCAAGGGUAUGGUAUAAGGAGUCUGAGCAGAGCGCGCAGUUUCAAAGGAUGAGCUGUUGGCUGAAAUGGAAUGACAAGAAAGCCUAAAUACACAUUUAAUUGAAAUUGCGCAGUUGAAUGUAUGCGGAUUAUGAAUAGAAACCCUUUUUGAAGAAAAUAUAUUUUUUAAUUAUUUUGUUGAACCUUUAAGAAUUCUUAUAAAAAAACAUGCCUCUUAAUUUUAAACUUUUAAAAACCUUCAUUUUUACAUAUAAAGAUAUAAUUUUGUAAAAUAAACUUAUAAAACUCAAUACUCCAAUGACUAGAUUUUACUACAGAGAAAUAGCAACAACAUAUGUUGUAAAAUACUAAAAAAAAAAAUAAAUACCUUUAAGCACGAAAAAAAUUCAUUCUUAUUAAUACAAGUAUAUAAUAUGAGAAAAAUAAUUUUUUAUAACUAUUAAAUUAAUUUAUCCGAAAACCACACACAUUGUACUCAUACAAGCAUAAAUAUAAAAAUUUAAUAUGUAAUAUGCAUGUACAUAUAUAUUUUAGU